Molecule: messenger RNA, 1389 nt
Organism: Adineta ricciae
Lineage: Eukaryota; Metazoa; Rotifera; Eurotatoria; Adinetida; Adinetidae
Source: the annotation of a GenBank genome assembly
AUGUCUACGGAAUCUGCCAUGAUGCCAUCUCGAACAACAUCUGAACCAAAUGAAGAUUCUGUUGAACUCGGAGACAAUAACACAACAAGAACGCGUACGAACGAAACCGGAUGGAUCAGACUGUUCGUUCAUUGUGAUCAAAUGUUUGGUGGAGGUUUGCUUCAUAUAUGUUAUCGAGUAUUUGAUGUUAUUCUUCUCUUGAUUGGACUCAACCAAGGUGAUCAGACAUGUCACAUAUCAAAUAAUCUCACAUCGACAACAUUAACAUUAUUAGUAUUUUAUUUAAUCGAUUUUGGUAUUAUUUUUCUAAACUUCUUUCGUUGUAUUCUACCGAGUCAUCAUCGCUUAACUGAAGAAGAAAAAUCUGAACAAUCACGACGUGUCUCAUCAUUACGCAGCCUUUUUCUCGUUUUUAAACUAAUACCUGUUCUCUUCGGUAUCGGGCACAUCGUUAUUUCAAAUAUUCCGCAAGAUAUCGAAUGUCAAACAAUGAGAUUUUGUGUAGGGAUGGUUUGUUUCAGUACCAUUCUACUUAUGAUUAUGCCGCCGACUAAACCAGUUCUACCUCAACGGCGUUCAUGUCGUCUUGAAUGCUUCAUUAUAUCCUUUGUUCUAUUUGUUAAUGGAAUGUAUUUUCUUUCCGUAAGUUUAGCAAUGAGAAAUGUCGAGCAAAGCACGUGUAUUUAUGGAAAUGCAUCGAGUUUAUAUACAGGCGCACCGUUGAAAACCUAUGGAUCAAUUGGUUUGAUUAUAUUCAGUUGUACAACAGCUAUACACAUCAUCAAUGGUCUCAUUAGUCAAUUAUGUAAUCGAUUAACUAGUGGACGUCGAAUUUAUUCAUAUUAUUAUGCUUUUCAAUAUUUUCUAACUUAUUUUGCUUCGUUCGUUAUUAUUUAUUAUCUUGCGGCUGGAGCUUUGUUUUUAUUUCAUCCACGCUCGGGCCAACCUUGCCGCCUUGAUGCGCCGGCACUAUAUCGAGUUCUGCUAAUAUGGGAAUGGAUACGAGUGUUGACGCCAUUGGUAGCUGUACCAUUAUUUUUAAUUCUUUGCUGUGUCGGAGUGUUCUUCGGAUUUGUUUUAAGUUAUUGUUUGCCAGCGUCGGUAACUGUUCCACUUCUCGAAGUUAUACGAAAUUGGUUAUCGUCUGCUCCUGUGCAUAUUCCUCGAGAUCCACCAGCGACUCAAGCAGGUAUUGAUGCCAUCCCCGUGGUGUUAUUUAGUAAAGAACCUGAUCCGUACAAUCAAACUGAAUGUGCAAUAUGUCAAACGAGCUUUAAAAUCGAUGAACACGUUAAAAAACUUCAAUGUGGACAUUUCUUUCAUUCAGAAUGUGUUCGCACUUGGUUAUCUAUUACAGGUAUUUGUCCUGUUUGCCGACAUCGGACGUGA